AUGGCCGAGCUUGAGAACCUACCGGACGAGCUCCUGCUUGAUAUCGCGCUGCGCCUUCAGCCACCCGAUCUUAAAGACCUAGCCCUAACUGCACGCAAGUUCCGCGACAUCGCGCAAGAAGCUCUCCACACUUCCAUCAGUCUGAGGAAGUAUUCCCAGUCUCUUCUGGAACUCCUCAGAACCCUAGUACAACGGCCAGAUCUCGCUAAGAAGAUCGACUACCUCCGACCAUCACGAUCGUUGCAACGUUUCACUUUAAUAAAGCGCCUAUCCAUUCCGCAAAGUGUUCUCAUCAACUCAACCCCCUACGGAUGUUCCCCUCUCCAUCCGUUCGAGGCGCUGCCGCCGAAUGUAGACUACCUUAAUGUAGCUGAUCCGACUACCGCUGUGAUAGAGUGGAUCUCCGGAGUUCUGGAUGACCGCAGCAAGCUGCGCAGCUUGAAAAGAAUAUCUCUCGACUUCGACAACGACCCGAAGCAGCGAGUAAAGGACUACAAAGAGGCUGGAGUGGAGAUUUUUGGUCGGCUGCUGGAGGCAGGCAUAUCCGUGCACUUCGAGAAUGCGAUCAUGCUGGACGCAAGCAACAUGGAGCCAAUUACGGGUGACCGCAAGGCAUAUUUCGAAGAUUUCCGCAAGAACCAUAUCCCUCAAUUCUUAUUUCGUACUUGGAGCAGCAACAGCAGUGGAGGAUCAGAACACGCAACUAACAGUGUCAAGGAGAUCAUUCCGCACGGCUUCAUGAAGAAAGCCUCUGGAAGCGGAUUCUACGACAAGCCUGAAAGUGAGCUUUUCAAAAUGGUGCGAGACCAUUACGACACCGAAUCCGUUUUCACCUCCGAAUUCAGCUCAUGGACCGCGUCACUUCACCUAGCUCUCUGCUAUGCUGGAUCCAUAGAAGAAGAAUACGGUCCCCACGUCGCAAUCAUGGACACACACCAGCUGGAUGGAGACGUCUUGGUCUGGCAUGUUCCGCACCUGUUCAAGCCCGACGGACUUCAUGAGUACUUGGCUCAUGGACCAAUCAGAGGCAUUGGAUACAAGGCCGUAUCGUACAAGACGUUAAUGUCAGCUGGUCUGGCACAGAUAUUUCCCGAGCUAUUGGAGACCGAUCUCGAUGACUGGGGUAUGAGCUUAUGA
Molecule: messenger RNA, 1137 nt
Organism: Alternaria infectoria
Lineage: Eukaryota; Fungi; Ascomycota; Dothideomycetes; Pleosporales; Pleosporaceae
Exons: 4
Coding region: 1-1137 (378 amino acids)
Molecular function (GO): protein binding
Source: RefSeq, a predicted model, not a curated record